AUGCAGCCUCCAGCGGUUCUGCCCAAGUCCAUCGUGGUUCCGGACUUCAUACUUCGCACAUCAUCGUACCUGUGGUAUUACUGUCAAAAUGCCGUCAAUGCCGUUCCUGGGAGUCAUUAUGUGGUCGACUACGUAAAGAGAUCGCAUCAACACGAUCCGUACCGUACCGUGGUGGAAAUUUUUUUGAUCAUUUACGGAAUUGUGUACUUCCUUCGGAAACCCCGAAAACAGGGCUUUCAAGCCGGUCCAAAACUCUCCAAUAAAGAGGUGGAAGCAUUAUUGGACGAGUGGCAGCCAGAACCAUUGGCUCAGGAUAGCUCAAAGGUCGAAUGGCGGACUCAAAAGAUUCCCGUGGCAUUAACUUCCUGUUCCAACACCUAUCUCGAUAUCGAACGCGUUGACGAGGCUGAAGCUGUUAAAGACGUUUUGAACUGCUCCUCGAAUAACUUUUUGCAAAUAUCGUCAGAAACAAGCGUCAAGGAAGUGGCCAAAAAUGCCAUCCACCGUUACGGUGUAGGUUCGUGCGGGCCAGCCGGUUUCUAUGGUAAUUUGGACGUGCAUACCAUUCUGGAAUACGAUCUCGCGCGUUAUUUCAACACCGAAAACGCCGUGCUAUAUGGACAAGAUUUCUGUGUUGCUGCCUCUGUUGUUUCUGCUUUCACCAAGCGUGGUGAUGUCAUUGUUGCGGACGACAGGUGCAGCGUUUCCUUACAAAAUGCCUUCCAGUUGAGUCGUUCUACAGUUUAUUACUACGAUCACAACGAUAUGGACUCUUUGGAAGAGCUGCUUCAACAAUUGCAGGAGAGGGAACUUCAGGACAAAUUGCCAGCUUUGCCAAGGAAGUUUAUUGUCACUGAGGGCCUUUUCCACAAUCUUGGUGACAUUCCGCCUCUACCUAAACUCGUGGAAUUGAAGCGCAAGUACAAAUUCAGACUUUUGGUGGACGAGACGUUUUCUUUAGGUGUCUUGGGUGCUACGGGUCGUGGUAUCACCGAACAUUUCGGCCUAGAUCGUCAAAGCUCUGUUGACCUUACCAUCGGUUCCUUGGGUACCGCUUUGGGCUCUUCAGGCGGGUUUGCAUUGGGUGACAAUGUGAUGUCGCUGCAUCAAAGAAUCGGAUCUCAUGCCUAUACUUUCUCGGCCUCGUUGCCCUCUUUCACAGUUACUGUCGGUUCUGAAGUGUUAAGACGCCUUGAAGAAGACAAUACUGCCGUCAAAAAACUGCGCCAAUUGGCAAAUCAGAUGCACCAGUUUUUCCGCGACGAUCAAGAGCUCAGAAAUGUUAUUGAAGUCACCUCGAAUAACGAUUCGAGUGUCCUGCACUUAAGACUGACAGACGAUCUACGGUUUGAGAAGUUUCAAUACACAGAGGACUCAUUGUUCGAAGACAUCAACGCCAUGCACAGCAAAUACCUGACAGACAAGCACAUCGAAUAUUACGAACUGGAGGAGAAAUUCCUGCAACAGAUUGUCGAUUUUGCAUUGAAAGAGUACGGCGUUCUGAUUAGUCGUAACACGUUUGUGCUCAAACACGAGACCUUACCGAUCACCCCAAGUUUGAAGGUGUGCUGCGGAGCCAAGAUGAGCGACCAGGACUUGUUCCGUGCUUGCAACAGCGUCAAGAUGGCCAUUCUCAGUGUCGUCAAUGGGAAGAGCCAGUGA
Molecule: messenger RNA, 1662 nt
Organism: Lachancea meyersii CBS 8951
Lineage: Eukaryota; Fungi; Ascomycota; Saccharomycetes; Saccharomycetales; Saccharomycetaceae
Source: the annotation of a GenBank genome assembly